UGUGCCUGGACAGAACAGUGAGAGAAAGAGAGAGUUCUAGUGCUUCAUAGUAGAAGAGGGAUGUCUAUGUUUCUUUUUGCUUCUCCUGGGGUGUCUGAGCUCUGAAACUCUGUGGAUGUGGACACGCUACUUGUUUAUGCCCCUCAGCCGGGCAAAUAUGCCUCAGCCGCCUGUCUUGGUUACAGUCUGUCUGCUGGGCUGCUUAUUUACAGGCGGUGCUUUGGACAUCUCAGACGUGACGCUGAUAAAUCCAGAUCCCAUAAUGUCUUCAGCAGAUGCGUCUCUUCUGUGUGUGAGCAGCGACUGGGCGUCCUCCGGUCCAUCCUCGCUCGCUCUGGACCACGAGUUCUCUCUGCCUCAACAACACCUAGUCUCCACAGCAGAGAGUACAUACCGGUCUGCAACCAGAGCGUCCUGGAAGAUACGCAGUGGAAUAUUUGGGGCUUUCUAUUGUGAGAUUAAAAACUCAAACAGUGGCAAGGUGUACACGUACAAAAUGCUAAGUGAAGUAUCGUUUCUUCCCGAGGCACUGACAGUGACAGCCAGCAUCGGAGAUAACGUGACCAUCUCGUACAGGAGGAAAAAGGUGGCUGCAGAAGACACUAUGAUCUAUAAGGAGGUGUUGCAAUCCUUUAAGAAUGCCGGGAACAAAGACUUGGCUUUCGCUCACUCCGUACCCAAAGAGGACAUCAUGGAUUCUGUUCCCUACCUCAUCAGUGACGUGAAGAGAUCCCACGCAGGACUGUACACCAUUCGCUACAUGUCAGAAGGCCCGUCCACCUCCGCCAUCACUCAUCUCAUCGUCAGGAGCUGCCAGGCAGGCAUGUGGGGUUCUGACUGCACUAAACUCUGCCCAGCGUGCACUAACGGAGGAGUGUGUGAUGAUAAAACAGGAGAGUGCAUCUGUCCCCCUGGGUUCAAGGGUCCCACCUGUGAAACAGUGUGUGGCGAAGGCCGUUUUGGGAAGACGUGUAAGGAGCGCUGUAUGGAUGGAGAGUGUCGCUCUCUGGUGUUCUGCCUCAGAGACCCGUACGGCUGCUCGUGCGCCUCAGGGUGGAGAGGACUGAACUGCAGCGAACCGUGUGCACCCGGAUACUACGGAGCUGGCUGUAAACUGAAGUGUGUGUGUGACAUGAGAGGUUAUUGUGACCGCUUCAGAGGGUGUGUGUGUGCUGGAAGGCAUGGCGCUCGAUGUGAGAAAGAAGUCAAAGCUCCAGACAUCGUAAGCAACCUGAAAGACACAGAGCUGAACUCUGGAGCACCGUACGCCGUGAACUGCUCCGUCAACAGCAAGCCGGCACCUUUACAUGGAGAAAUCAUCCUGCUCAGACCAGACAAGAACAUCGUAUACCCUGCGGACACGGAGACGGUGGAUCACCAGAGUACGUCCAUGUUCAGGGUGGACGGGAUCACGAGGGCUGACGAUGGGCGCUGGGUGUGUCAGGUGAACACCACCGGUGUUCGGGUGGAGAAAGGCUUCAGCGUCAGAGUGAAAGUUCCUCCGCAGCCCCAGUACCCACCUUCCCUGAACAGCAGUGGGCCGUACCAUCUCCUAGUGCAGGUCAAUAAGGAUCAGUACACUGGGGACGGACCGAUCACCUCAGUAAAUCUGACCUACAAGCAGGCCAAUGUGUCCACCUGGGAGACGGUUGAAGUGAUUGGUUCUCAGGUGAAAUUGGAGAAUCUUUACCCCAUGACUCAGUACGUUGCAUUUGUGCAGUUAAGUCGAGAAGGACCCGGAGGGAGCGGAAAUCCAGGACCUCUGGCGAUCUUCUACACACAGAAGCUUGAUCUGUCCCUGCCUACAGGGCUGAAACUAACCCCGCUGAAUCAGACCUCCCUGAUACUUUCCUGGGAUUCUGCCCCUGUCACGGAUCUGGCUAAAGACGACUGGUGUUAUAACGUGGUGUGUGAAGAGGCGGGCAGCGUAAACAGCGCACAGCCCUUCAGCCUGCCUCUAAACUCCACCAGCCUUCAGCUACACCGACUGAAACCCAGACACAAGUACAAGUGCAGGGUCAGUCUGAGCAGCAGGGCAGCAGACCAGAUCUGCCCCACGGUCAUCGCCUGGACCCUCAGCGAUGAACUUCCCCCUGCUCCGUCCGAUGUCUCCGCGUCCAACAUCACCGACUCCUCGGCCGUCCUCGGCUGGUCCGUCGCCGAGGGCCACUCCAUCUCCAAGGUGAUCAUUCGGUACCAGGAGGCAGAGGAGGCGCCGUACAGCCAGCGGGUGGAUCUGGGGGUGCAGCCUUUCCAGAAUAACAUGCACUUCAUGGUGAGGGGUUUGAGGGCUGACACUGAGUAUGUGCUGAUGCUCUGGACUAUUAACAACAUGGGAGAGAGCAAGAAGAAGGAGCAAGUCUCUUUGAGGACACUAACGGUUCAGGAGAGCUCACGGCUGUACGGCUUCAGAGCUGAUGGAAACAUGCUGUUUUAUGCCAUUCUGGGUUCUGCUGGAAUGACCUGCCUCACCAUCCUGCUGGCCUUCUGCAUCGUGCUGCAGCUCAAGAGAGCCAACUUCCAGAGACGCAUGAGAGAGGAACCCGUGGUCCAGUUUAGCUCGGGGUCCUUAAACACUCAGAAGAAAGUGACGAGCUCGACGCAGGCCGUGUCGUAUCCCAUGCUGGAGUGGAGCGACAUCAAGUUCCAGGAUGUGAUCGGAGAGGGAAACUUCGGCCAGGUGCUUAAAGCUCGCAUCAAGAAGGACGGCCUGAGGAUGGACGCCGCCAUCAAGAGGAUGAAAGAAUACGCUUCUAAAGAUGAUCACAGAGACUUUGCGGGUGAGCUGGAGGUGUUGUGUAAACUGGGUCAUCACCCCAACAUCAUUAACCUGCUGGGAGCCUGCGAGCACCGAGGUUAUUUGUACCUGGCUAUCGAGUUCGCUCCUCACGGCAACCUGCUUGAUUUCCUGAGGAAAAGUCGCGUGCUGGAAACAGACCCGGCCUUCGCUAUCGCUAACAGCACGGCCUCCACGCUGUCCUCACAGCAGCUCCUACACUUCGCUGCCGACGUUGCUCGAGGCAUGGACUACCUGAGCCAGAAACAGUUCAUCCACAGAGAUUUAGCAGCCAGAAACAUCCUGGUGGGUGAAAACUUUGUGGCAAAAAUUGCCGAUUUUGGGCUUUCGCGAGGACAAGAGGUGUACGUGAAGAAGACUAUGGGCCGAUUACCUGUGCGAUGGAUGGCCAUAGAAUCUCUGAACUACAGUGUUUACACAACCAACAGUGAUGUGUGGUCAUAUGGAGUGCUUCUCUGGGAGGUGGUGAGUUUAGGCGGGACGCCGUACUGUGGCAUGACCUGCGCUGAGCUUUAUGAGAAACUGCCUCAGGGUUAUCGCCUGGAGAAGCCUCUCAACUGUGACGACGAAGUCUAUGAGCUGAUGAGGCAGUGCUGGAGAGAGAAGCCUUACGAGAGGCCGUCGUUCGCUCAGAUCCUGGUGUCGCUAAACCGCAUGCUGGAGGAGAGAAAGACAUACGUGAACACGACGCUGUAUGAGAAAUUCACCUACGCCGGAAUCGACUGCUCUGCCGAAGAAGCCGGCUGAUAUUUCGUCUCCCUGUGCGGCCGCUUUGCUGCUCGCUCGGACAUGUAUUGUCGAUUUUAUAUACGAUCCUGUGAUCAGGAUUCACGGACUAGAAACAUUACUAAUGUGAUUACUUCCCCAAGUAUCGCAUCAUACAGCUGUGUAUUCUCGGUGUGUGUGUGUGUGUGUGUGUGUGUGUGUGUGUUGUCCUGAUGCUGAGCGAGCGAGUGUGAUGUUCUGCGGUCUGAAAACUGCCCAAACUGUAGAUAUGUGUUCACAAUCCUAAGCUGGACGUGGCAGCCAUUUUGAAUGUGACGGUUGCUGUAUAUUGGGCAUUGUGUAAACAUUUUGGAGAACUUUUUCGAUAGCUUUUAAUGGACCAAUAAACUUCUUGUUGUGAAAUUCUGCUGCUCGGGGAAGAGGAUUGUGAAAUACUGCAACGCUACAGAUUAGAAAAAUAUGACACACUUGGAGAGUAAGAGCAUUUAACUCUAUUAAAUCAUCCUCUGCUUCCUUUAUUCAUCAAAUCAUUCAUCGAGCAGUAGAUCACUUACACUUUCCUGUUAUUGUCGUUCACACUGCAGUUAUUUUUGCGCAGGUCUCGUGCCUCAUUAUUCUUGGAUAUUUAAGCUGAUUAAGUGCUUGAAGACAAAACCUAUGAUUAGUCUGCGAGCUCAGCACUUACUGCGAAGGUCAGAAGUUCAUAUCCACAGACUUCCACAGAGCUACUGUUUGGCUUUAUAAUCUUGCUACACUGUAACUCACAGACCAUCAGAAGCUCAACACGCUCAUAGGAGAGCAUUAACUCCCUUAUUGGUUAUAUACAUGAGAUGCCUGGGCUUCAACCUUCUUAGAAUAAAUAAAUAAAUAGAUAGAUAGAUAGAUAGAUAGAUAGAUAGAUAGAUAGAUAGAUAGACAGAUAGACAAAUAAAUAAAUUCUUGAAACUGGAAGUAUAUUCUAGAAAAGUUCUCCAUCAAGUGACCACAACACAUGUGAGAUGGAUCUGAAGCCAAGCCAAGCUUUUUUCCCCCCUGAAGAACUUACCCUAAAAAUGGUUUCUAAGAACGUUAAACCAUUCCGUGCCAAAAACACUGAAGUUUUUAUGAUAGUAAAUGCUUGCACAACAGAUACGUUUAUGAGCGUUCUGUUAGGCGAGGAAUAACCCGAGCAGUCGAACGUGCCACUUUAACAUCAUAAAAAGUUUAAUAACGACUGUGAUGUUGAUGAGUUGCUCUCAGAUUCUUCACCAAAUCACAAGACGCUAAAAAAAUAAAAAACGACCAAAACUAUACAUAAAAAUUAAAAUAGGCUAGAAGCAAAAAACUUUGACUCAAAACCUUCAUCUAAAUUGCUGAUAAAAGUAAUGAAAUUAAAUCUAUGAGCUUAAUCAGGUCUUUCUCUCUCGCUUAUUUCUCCUUUACAGUCUCAUAUUAAUGAGUGUCUAGUCUGUGUUUUAUGUAAGAUGAGCUCUGAAAACGUGUCCGGUGUCCAGUGUCGAGGCACCGUCCAUUUUCCCAUACGUCCAUCUGUAAAUACUGCAAAAAAUAUAUCUACAAAAAUAAUAAUAAUAAAUAAUAAAUAAUAUGACGCA
Molecule: messenger RNA, 5115 nt
Organism: Tachysurus fulvidraco (yellow catfish)
Lineage: Eukaryota; Metazoa; Chordata; Actinopteri; Siluriformes; Bagridae
Gene: tek
Product: TEK tyrosine kinase, endothelial
Exons: 23
Coding region: 116-3544 (1142 amino acids)
Biological process (GO): positive regulation of kinase activity; multicellular organism development; positive regulation of endothelial cell migration
Cellular component (GO): plasma membrane; signaling receptor complex
Molecular function (GO): transmembrane receptor protein tyrosine kinase activity; ATP binding; protein binding
Source: RefSeq, a predicted model, not a curated record